UGAGGACCUGGAACGGGAGUGCUCGGUGUGAUUACGGUGAUCGAUCUGCGAUUAAACGGGUUCUCUUACGCGUUGCUUCCAAGUCGCAACGAGUGAAGCAUGGAUAGUUUCCAAUCAGUUGCGUUUAAAUUUUGCGAGAGAUUCUCCUGGUGCAUUCUACGCGAAACGAUGACGAGGAAUCGGUGAGGCGUGACAAAGAAAGUGUGGCUUUGGAAUCGACGUGGAAGCUUCGGUCUUCAGCGCGAGGAGAUCGAUAGGAGUUUGAUUUAGAGUGAUCUACUGGUGAUCUACUGGUGUCUAGCUGCGAUUAACUAAUCGGUGUCUCGAUUCUGGGCUCGGCGAUGCGAAGAAAACGAUGAGCAGCGCCGAUCUUCCUUCGAAUACGAUAAUUGCGCAUGGAACCGUGACUUUCGGUCUUUGACAGAGGUUAUCGCGUCAAGAGGUCCAGGAUGGUCGGUGUCAUUAUCAAGGCUGCGCUGUUGGCGCACUUUCUCCAGCUGGUCGUCGAGGCGGCUGAUCGCACUACCUGUACUCCCAAUUACUUUCGUUACGUUAAGGACCAAGAAACGGAAAUAUUCAGCGGCCUCAUCGUGAUACCGUCACCACCGAAAGGGGUUACUCUGCACCUCAGCGUAGGCAUGAGCAUCGCCGCCGUGUUACCCUCGAAAUACGUCGGUCGAUUAAAAUUGGCGGAGUCGAGGGAACAGUCGAUGAGAGUGGUCCAGCAAGGCGGGCCCCUGAAAUACAACAUCCGAUUUCCUCUUCGUCAACCAUUACCGACCAUAACCGGUUUGUGGUUCAACAAUGAGUUACUUUGUACCGGUCAACACGCAAUCGGACAAAUCGUCACGUCCAUCGUAUUGAACCACACCUUGUAUCCACCGGGGAAGAUGCAAGUUUUGGACGAAUCGAACCUGAUUUCAUCGCACGCCGACGUAGACGAAAAGCUGUGGCAGCCUGCUAUGCCGGACCCCACUCGACCGCCAAUUUUCGAAACCCAACCCACUCGACCGCCAAUUUUCGAAACCGAACCCACUCGACCGCCAGUUUUCCAAACCAAACCCACUCGACCACCAGUUUUCCAAACCGAACCCACUCGACCGCCAGUUUUCCAGCCCGAAGUGACCAGAUCAUCGAUUCAAACUGUUGGAACUGAACGUACGGUGUUCACACCGAUUCCAACUCGACCUCAGACCACUCAACCAGUUUCUCCCGUGACUCCCAAGCCGAUUCCUAACAUCGAUCAGACCAAUGAAUUAUGCGGUCGUCCAAGUAACACGAACUCGAUUAACCAACUGAUAGCAGGAGGUUUGAAAACGUAUCCAGGUCAGUGGCCUUGGUUGGUGGCGAUCUUCGUCGUCAAGUACGAGUUUGAGUUCCAAUGUGCCGGGAAUCUGGUGACGAACACUCAUGUUAUCACGGCUGCCCACUGCUUUCAAUUGGGCAACCUGAUGAUCCCAGCGAGCGUGCUGUCGAUCGGUGUGGGACGAUAUCGUCUUCGAGGCUGGAAGGAAAAGGACUCGAAUCGACACGUGGCGGAAUAUAGGAUCCACCCCGAUUACAGGUUCCAGGUCGACGCCAAUUCGAAAGCCAGCGCCGACUCCGACCUUGCCGUGCUGAUUCUCAAAGACAGGGUGGAGUACAGCGCGAUGGUCAGACCAGUUUGUCUUUGGCCAAGCCUUACGGCACUGGACUUUGUUGUGGGAAGGUCGGGAACCGUUGUGGGCUGGGGACGCGACGAAUUCGGGAAUCCGUACGUUGACGAACCUCGUAUGUCCACUUCUCCGAUCGUAUCUCAGGAGGUCUGUCAGUGGAGCAACAGCGAGUUCGCGAAGAUAACCACGAACAGAACAUUCUGCGCGGGUCUGCGCAACGGAACCGGUCCUUGCAACGGUGACAGCGGAAGUGGCUUCGUCAUCUACGAUUCCUACACGGAACGCUACUAUCUCCGCGGUAUCGUUUCAUUAUCGCUGUUGGACAGAGGCAGAAUGUCCUGCGACCUGUCGCAAUUCGUAGUAUACGCGGACGUCGCGCAAUACAGAGACUGGAUACUGGAACAGCUCGCACGUAGUGUCGUUCCGCGAUUCUAAACAUGCUAGUCGAUCAGCUUCUCGAUAGAAAUUAUUCUCAUGACACUGGUAGCUCCGUUCAGGACAACGCCAAGUGGAAUUGCAUUGUCCUGAUUUUUUUCAUUUUAUCUUCGAUGUACUUCCGCUUCGACAUCCCAAGAUAUCGCGAAUCCACAUUUCGACCUGUCUUCGAACGUAGAAUUGUUUAUAGCAGUUUACAGAGCUCGUUUAUGGCAGUGCUGGGCAAAAUGUACUUUAUCGAUGAUUCAAGAAUCAUAAUCGAUAAUUUUUAAUCAUUAAUCCCGUUAAUAAACGAAGUAAUCAUGAUUAAUGUGUACUCAGUAUGUAUAAUCAUGAAUGUACACGUGCGAUUAAUGCUGAGGCAUUAGAAAUUAUUAGAUUAUGGUUGCAGAUUAUACAUUUAAGUGGUUAACGAUUAAUUCGACGAUCAUGAACAAUUAUCACAAAGUAAUCAGUGAUUAAUAAUCACUGUUCUAUAAUUCGACUGUGAAAGACCCUAAAUCUUGCUUUUACUCCUAUCUCUCUUUACAUUAAUAUUCGCGACAUGGAUGAUCGAAACUGUACAAAAGUAACAGGGUCACUUGAACAAAGGAUCGACCCUACAUCGAUUAUUUUACUCGUAAGGACAGCGUAUGUAUUUUAGCUCUUCCAUUUAUUCAUACCGUGUAAUAUUUAUUCUUGACAUAAUUCUAAUUGCAUACCGCGUAAAAUAAGUAUAGCACGUAAAUCUAUCUUAAACUGAACUGUUCCGUCACGCGCGAGGUAAUCCUUCUUUAUCAAUAAUCGUAUCGUACUCGUGUAUCGUUAAUUGAAAAUGUAUAUAUACUGUUAGAUAGAUGCUUCGUAGAAAAUCAUUUAUCGCUAAUUUUACGAACGACCAUGAUCUUAUUCUGCUCGAAUAAAACCUUGUAUUUUUCUUACGUUUCA
This is a messenger RNA of Hylaeus volcanicus, 3017 nucleotides long. Its product is annotated as clotting factor B-like. NCBI's taxonomy places the organism in Eukaryota, Metazoa, Arthropoda, Insecta, Hymenoptera, Colletidae. Gene Ontology annotation, molecular function: serine-type endopeptidase activity. Gene Ontology annotation, biological process: proteolysis. The coding region runs from base 450 to 2090 and encodes 546 amino acids. The transcript is spliced from 6 exons. The record is from RefSeq and is a predicted model, not a curated record.